AUGGAGGAUAAUAUCUAUACACGGAAUCCACGUAAUACCAAUGCUACGAUUUUACUUAUGGGACUUAGGAGAGGUGGGAAACUGUCUAUAUGUAAGGUUGUGUUUCAUAACAUGCAACCAUUAGAUACUCUUUAUCUUGAAUCGACAUCUAAACCUCAAAGUGAACAGUUUUCAAGUUUAAUAGAUUUGAGUGUUAUGGAAUUACCAGGUCAGUUGAAUUAUUUUGAACCCAAUUAUGAUUCUGAAAGAUUAUUUAGUCUGGUUGGUGCAUUAGUCUACGUUAUUGAUAGUCAAGAUGAAUAUUUAAAUGCACUUACAAAUCUAUCUAUGAUUAUUGAAUAUGCUUAUAAAGUGAAUCCAAAGAUCAACAUUGAAGUACUAAUUCAUAAAAUCGAUGGGUUAAGUGAAGAUUAUAGAAUUGAUGCUCAAAGAGAUAUAAUGCAACGAACAGGUGAUGAACUUUUAGACUUAGGAUUAGAAGGGGUACAAGUAAGUUUUUAUUUAACUUCAAUUUUUGAUCAUUCUAUUUAUGAAGCAUUCAGUAGGAUAGUGCAAAAGCUUAUCCCUGAACUUUCAAGUUUGGAAAAUAUGUUGGAUAAUGUGGUUAGUCAUCUGAAUAUUGAUAAGGUAUUUUUGUUUGAUGUUAAUCUGAAAAUUUAUGUGGCCACAGAUUCACUGCCUGUUGAUAUUCAAACAUAUGAAGUUUGUGCUGAAUUUAUUGAUAUGACUAUUGAUUUAGAUGAUUUAUAUUUGGAAAGUGAUAAGCAUCGACAAUUAAAUGGUGAAGCUCAUGUUAAUACUAAUAAUGAUGAUGAAUCCAAUCAAUCUGAAUUGAAAAGUAUAAGUCAUUUAUCCAAUGGAUUUGUGUUGUACUUACGACAAAUGAUUAGAGGAUUGGCACUUGUGGCAUUGAUUAGGAGUGAUGAGGUUGAAUCAAUGGACAAGUCAUUAAGAAUUGUUGAUUAUAACGUUAGUUUAUUUAAAAAGGCAUUAAUGAGGAUGUGGGAGAAUUCUCGCUUGAUUAAAGAUAGUGAACCAUAA
Lizanozyma spartinae is the source of this 1041-nucleotide messenger RNA. RefSeq lists its product as uncharacterized. The coding region runs from base 1 to 1041 and encodes 346 amino acids. Gene Ontology annotation, cellular component: Gtr1-Gtr2 GTPase complex; fungal-type vacuole membrane; nucleus. Lineage: Eukaryota; Fungi; Ascomycota; Pichiomycetes; Serinales; Debaryomycetaceae. The transcript has a single exon. The record is from RefSeq and is a predicted model, not a curated record. Gene Ontology annotation, molecular function: GTP binding; GTPase activity. Gene Ontology annotation, biological process: regulation of autophagy; cellular response to amino acid stimulus; cellular response to starvation.